Molecule: messenger RNA, 378 nt
Organism: Rasamsonia emersonii CBS 393.64
Lineage: Eukaryota; Fungi; Ascomycota; Eurotiomycetes; Eurotiales; Trichocomaceae
Exons: 1
Coding region: 1-378 (125 amino acids)
Source: RefSeq, a predicted model, not a curated record
AUGUACGCCGCACGAGCUGCCAGGCCCAAGCUCUCUCUGAGCAUCUCUGCCGUCCAAGGCGCCUCCCAGUCGCUCCGCUCUCCUGGCCUGGCGAGCGCCAUGCCCCGGACGCCUGUGUCGCCGUCUCCCAUGAGCCCAGCCAACUCGCGCGAGUAUGCGACGCUGCAGCCAAGCUACUCGUACACCAACUCCAGUUCUGCCAAGGGCAUCCUCAAGAAGCACUCCCAGCAGAGCUCCUCCACGGGCGCCUCCAAGAAGAUCCAGUUCCAGAACACGCCCACGGUGUACUGCGUCACGCCGAUUGAGAACAAGGACGAGUACUACGGCGGCUAUGUGAAGAUGUCGCGCGACGAGCGACGAUGGGCGAUGCAUACAUGA